Molecule: messenger RNA, 3789 nt
Organism: Anneissia japonica
Lineage: Eukaryota; Metazoa; Echinodermata; Crinoidea; Comatulida; Comatulidae
Product: laccase-2-like
Exons: 7
Coding region: 2-1927 (641 amino acids)
Biological process (GO): iron ion transport
Cellular component (GO): plasma membrane
Molecular function (GO): copper ion binding; oxidoreductase activity
Source: RefSeq, a predicted model, not a curated record
CAUGAAGAUUUUUAACUCAGCUCUCUUUAUUUUGCCUGUCUUAUGUACCUCCGUUUUUGCCGGAGUGGUUUACGAGGGCCCUGAUUGUAAACGUGAAUGCAAAUCACCAGCGGAAAAUGCCGUCUGUAAGUACAACUUUGAAGUGGAAUGGUACCACUCUUUGUCCAAGGCAUGCUACGACUGCCCCUUUAAUCUCAGCCACUGCAAGCUGGAAGACUGUAUUCCACUAAAUGGUGUAGAGAGACCGGUUAUGGUGGUGAAUAGAGCAUUGCCUGGUCCAACAAUAGAAGUUUGUGAAGGUGACACAAUUGAAGUACAAGUAACCAAUAACCUUGAUAAUGCUGAAGGUUUGUCUCUGCAUUGGCACGGUCUCCAUGCAAUAGACGCGCCUUAUAUGGACGGAGUUUCUAUGAUAACGCAGUGUCCUAUUACAUCACAAUCAUCAUUUUUGUAUACGUUUAAUGCCAAUCCACCAGGCACCCAUUGGUGGCAUAGCCACGCAGGGAUGCAACGGGCAGAUGGUCUGUUUGGUCCCCUUAUUGUAAAAAAACCCAAGUCAGGAGAUACGUAUUCUCGACUUUAUGACUAUGAUGAACACGUAUUACUUGUUAAUGAUUGGCUCCAUGAACUAACAAUUGAAAGAUUUUCAAAAUAUCACCAUAGUAUUGGUAGUAAUAGCGCCGACUCUAUUCUUAUAAACGGAAAAGGAAUAUACAAAACGCUAACAAAAGGAAACAGCGAAGCCAACACGCCGAGAGAAAUGUUUACGGUUAAACAGGGCAAGCGAUAUAGGUUUCGGACCAUCAACGGUGCAAUAACCAACUGCGCACUCAAAAUAUCUGUAGAUGAACAUAGGAUAACCAUGAUCGCAUCCGAUGGAGCAGAAAUCGAUAAAGAAGAAACCGACUCGUUCAUAAUCUACGCAGGUGAACGAUAUGAUUUUGUGUUGUAUGCAAAACAAAGCAUCAACAACUACUGGAUACGAGUAAACGGUGUGGAAGGAUGUUCGAAACUUUAUGAGCUUGCAAUAUUGCGGUAUGAGGGCGCCCCCGACGGAAAUCCUAGCGGCCUCGAUGGAUACGAUCCACAAAUUGGUACAACUGUGAACGCGUUAAGUGACGACAUUAAACCUGCACAUGACGAUGACAUAACUAUUCGACAACUGACAUCUCGUGAUGAAGAUGACGUGGCAUUUUCACGGGAAGCAGACAAAACGUUUUACAUCGGGAUGGAUUUCAGUGCUGUUAAUAAUAUUCAUUUUAAUCAACCCGACUUCUAUCCAGUGAGUUCAAGUCGAAUAACGUAUAGCCCACAACUAAACCACAUUAGUUUUGCAUUUCCAUCGUCACCACCACUCAGCCAGUGUGGAGAUAUACCUAAAGGGACAUUCUGUUCUGAAGAUACGUUCACGAAAUUGAACAAGAACUGCUCUGCUGAAUUCUGCCAAUGCGCACAAACUAUUAAUGUUACCCUAAAUGAAGUUGUUGAAUUGGUGGUUGUGAAUGAAGGGAAAAAUUUUGAUGUUAGUCAUCCCAUGCAUCUGCAUGGCCAGUACUUCCGGGUUAUUGGCUUUGAAAAACUAGGAAAGAGCACAACUGUAGAUCAAGUUAAGGAAAUGGAUAAAAAUGGCAACUUGAGGCGUGAACCACACUUAUCUUUGAAGAAAGACACCGUCAUCGUUCCCGACGGUGGGUAUGUGAUUUUACGUUUCCAUGCAACUAACCCUGGCUGGUGGUUCUUUCACUGCCAUUUGGAAUUUCAUGUGGAGAUUGGUAUGGCAUUAAUUGUGCACGUCGGUGAACAGGAUGAUCUACCUGAAGUGGCCAAGAAUUUUCCGAAAUGUGGUAAUUUUCCAAACAAAGGAAACUCAGUUUUCACAACCCAAAGUCUUGCUAUAAUUUUGUUUUUUAUUUUCUAUUUCGUUUAGCAAUUUUUAGAUAUAUUUUGCUCCUUACCAUGUCUUAAUAUCUCAAUCAUGACAGAUGUAGUAUUGCAUAGGUAUAGUUUGGUGUUUUUUUUAAUAAGAUUUAAUUUUAAUGUAAGUUAAUCAGAUUUUAGUAAUUAGAACUUUUAACGUAUGUAUCUAUAGUGUUAACCUAUAGUAUUAUUGGGAGACGGUUUCUAUUUAAUUGGUUUAUAUAUGUAAAAUCAUAUUAGUAGCAUGUUUUGAAAUUUAGAAUAUUUUAACUAACAAAGUAAUGAAUCUGGAAAGUAUGAUUUAAGAUGAAAAUUAGAAGUCAAGAGCUACAAAUGAAGACAUUGAUGAUGCACACGAAAUGCAGCAUUUCUCUACAUCCGUUGUCUGGAAGGUCUUUGGCCCAUGGUGUGGUCCAUAAUGGUUUAGUAAGCAACUGAAUGUUGUGCCAUAAUUUUGAUUUUUAUUUUCUAUUUCAUUUCGCAAUUUGAGGUUACGACCCAUGGUCACACGACAAUUUAGUAUACGUCGGAGUCAAGUAGGUCUAUUUUGUAUUUGUAUAUUUAUUUUCAGCCAUAACUUUAAAAUCUUUAAUCAAAACAGAUGCGAAGAGGAAGAUCUACCUGAAGUACCCAACUAUUUUCCGAAAUGUGGUCAUUUUCAAAACUGAGAAAACACAGUUUGCUAAAAUUUUGAUGUUUUAUUUUCUAUUUUAUGUAGCAGUUUUUAGAUCUAUUUUACUAUUAUAAUGUAUCCCAUUAGCACUACCUAUUCUGUUUGUGAUAUUAUUCAUUCCUCCUUCUUCUUUUCCUAAGUAUUUGAAGCUACUAACAUUUUGUUGGUUGAACAUUUAUGGUGAUGUCUUCAUUUCUGUUUGUAUACAUACCUUUUCCAGAUUUCGCUUUGCACUUCGAUUAGUUUCCUAAACACUUCUCAUUUUCUUCUUCUUGGAGCACUUGGAAUCUGUUUUUUGGACUUUGAUAUUGAAUCUUGUUUUACAUCUUUGAGCUUGCCAACAUCAAGCCUUUUACCGCUGUUCUGUCCUUUCAUUACUCUUCUUCAGUUUUAAGUAUUAGCUCUCUGAGGAUUUUGGUGACUGUCACAGAUGUCCUAAAUUUUCUGCUGACAACUGUGUGAUCCAUUUGGUUCCUUGUGUUUCCGUUUGGAGAAACCCAAGUGUAUUUGUGAAUAUUCUUAUGAGAAAAAUCUUAAUUGUGACGGAUGUAGGUAAGUUUGGUCCUUUUUAAUAAAAUUAUUUAAUGAAUGUUAAUCAGAUUUUAGUAAUUAGAAUAUUUACAGUAGUUUUAACUGCAGUAUCACAGGGAAACGUUUUAGUAUAAUUAAAAUAUAAUUAGUUGUGUUUAUAGAAGUAAGUUCCUUUUGGCAUUAUAUUUGCUAGAAAGUCUGGUUAAGCUGGAAAUUAUAAGUUAAGAGCUAAACAUGAAGACGUUGAAAGUGCACAGAAAAUGUUGCAUGUUUUAUUUUUGGCCCAUGAUUCAGUUUGAGAUAUGAUUUUAAGAUGAGAUAUUAAGAGCUUUUAUUGAUUUCAUGCCACUAGAUCCUGCAUAUUUUCUACAUCAGUGGUCAGGAGCCUUUUUGGUCUAUGACUUAGCAAUUUGAGGCAUGAUUUUAAGAUAAAAAUUAGAAGUCAAGAGCUAAUCAUGAAGAUAUUGAUGAUAAUGUAUGUGUUCUAUAUCAGUGGUCAAUUUAAAGUAUGAUGUUUAAGAUGACAAUUAGAAGUCAAUUGAUGAUAAUGUAUGUUUUCUAUAUGGUUGUAAACGCCUUUGGCCUAUGAUUUGGCGCAUGACACACUAAUUUGAGGUUACGGGUUAUGUUAAGUCAAUUAAACACAUCAAUUUACCCUACGUGUUUAA